This is a messenger RNA of Fraxinus pennsylvanica, 2481 nucleotides long. NCBI's taxonomy places the organism in Eukaryota, Viridiplantae, Streptophyta, Magnoliopsida, Lamiales, Oleaceae. The record is from the annotation of a GenBank genome assembly.
AUGGAUCCGGGGGCAUCAAAUAUCGAAUCUGAAGGCAGUGUACAUCUGCAGAUUUCUGAGCUUAAUGCUAGCCUAAGUGAAACAGGCAGUGUUGGUCCAGCCAUAUUUGAGCCCCAAACUUGCACGUCUGAUUCUGUGUCUCGAACGAGGCCUGCAAUUCGGGCACCAGAAAAGAAACUCACCCUUUUCGCGCUUCGUCUUGCAGUGCUGGAGAAAGUAGCCUCAAAAAUUGGAACUCUCGGAUUCGUAUGGGCUACUGUUGUUCUACUUGGUGGUUUUGCCAUUACGUUAGAUAAAACAGACUUUUGGUUCAUAACCGUUAUUCUUUUAAUUGAGGGAACUCGAAUAUUUAGCAGGAGUCAUGAGCUCGAAUGGCAACAUCAGGCCACAUGGUCUAUUACUGAUGCUGGGAUCGAUAGUUUUCGUGCUAUAAAAUCGAGUUCCAGUUUGAUACUUAGAACCGUGAAGAUGAUUUGUAAGCCGGUUUUUAACUCCAGAAAAACGAGCCAACGGAACAGGGAGAUUUCAGGGACGACUCGACAAACUAGUAGGCGAAAUUGGGGUCAAAAAAAGAUGCCAAAUCGAACAUGGACAAAUUCAGAGGUCCCUCUUCUUCCUUAUGCAAAAUGGGUAUUUCUUUCAAGAAAUGUUAGUAAGGUUUUAUAUUGGCUUCAACUUGCAUCAGCAACAGCCUGCGUGGUGCUCUCUACCAUCAAGCUCGUCCAUCAAAACUAUGGAGAAGUCCAAAAAGGAGAUACAGAUAAGAAGAACAGGGAAGCAGCUCUAAUAUUUUUCUAUUCCUUGGCCUUGGCAGAGGCAUUGCUGUUUCUCAUGGAGAAAGCCUAUUGGGAGUGGAAAGUCAGCGUUCGGAGACUAUUGGACGAGGUGAACAAGGAGUGCAAUUUGGGAGAAUCGGGCAUCAUCUCGAUCAAAAGAUUCUUCUAUGAUGCCUAUUCAAAAUGUGUCAACGGAAGCAUUUUUGAUGGUCUGAAAAUGGACAUGGUUUCAUUUGCAAUGGAAUUGCUAGAGUCUAGUUCCUCUGAUGAGCAGCUUAUUGGAGCCAGAAUCUUGAGAAAAUUUUCUACAAGCGAGUUGUUUUCGGAGGAUACUCUCCAAAAGAUUGGAAUAACCUUAUCAGUCAUGGAUAGAUUAGUCGAUAUGUUGAAUUGGAAAGACCCUCAAGAAGAAGAGAUCAGGUAUUCAGCUGCAGAAAUCUUGUCAAAAUUGGCUGAAAAACAGCAAAACUCUGUACGGAUUGCAGGAAUACCGGGUUCUAUGGAAUCAAUAUCAUGUCUUCUGCACAUCAGCCGGAUCCAUUGUGGAGCAACGGAUGAAAUUUCCGAGAAGAGAAUAAUCUUCGACAAUGAGAACUAUGGUUCUUGGGCAUUCAAUCAUUUAGGGCUUCUCAUUUUGAAGAAACUCGCUCGUGACCAUGAUAUAUGUGGAAAAAUUGGGAACACAAGGGGUCUCCUACAGAAGAUUAUUGACUUCAUGCAUGCUGAAGAGAGGGUGUUGACAGAUUCAACAGCUGCACCCUCUCAAAUUUUAACUGUGAAACGAUCUCUGCAGGUUCUUAAGAUGCUAGCUGGAACAUCAGGUGCUGCAGGAAGACAACUAAGAAAAGCGAUUUCUGAGAUUGUUUUCACAAUUAGCUAUAUCCGGGAUAUACUAAGGUAUGGAAAAAAGCAUCCUGAGCUGCAAAUAUUGGCGAUCGAAGUCUUGACUAGCCUCGCGAUAGAAAAAGAUGCAACAGAGAGGAUUGGGAGUACAGGUGGAGUUCUUAAAGAAUUGUUCAGCAUUUUCUUCAAUGAGGAGAUCCCUGAAAAUUGGAGUCAUGUAAGAGUUGCAGCUGGGGAAGCACUGUCUAUGCUAGUACUCGAAAGUAAGAAUGAUUGUCAUUGUAUGCUAAAUUUGAGGAAGAAUCGGAAGCUUGUAAAAGCUUUGGAAUCUCCACUGCUUCGAAUAAAUGCAGCUAGAGUUUUAAGAAACUUGUGCGCAUAUAGUGGAGAAGAUUGCUUCGAACAAUUAAAGGGACUCGUUGAUGCAGGACCUGCAGUCCUUGAAGCUAUCAAGAACGAAGAAAACAAAUUGCUCGAAGUAAUGGUUGGAGUUGCAGCAUGCAUUUUUAAAUUUAUGUCAUCUCAAGAAGCCAGUAGCAUGUUUAAGAAAGCUCGAUUUCCAGAAUCCGAUCUGGCCUGCAAACUUGUCCAAAUUCUGAAGAAUUAUCGGUAUCCCUCAAUAAAAGUCCCAAACAUAAGAAGAUUUGCUAUAGAGUUAGCAGUCUGGAUGAUGAAAGAUAAUGAGGCGAAUAUCCUAACUUUCGCGAGACUGGGAAUAGAACGUGAGCUGGAGUCCCUAUUGGACACCACUUCCGAGCUGGAGAAUUUCAUUAUCUUUUCUGGGACUGUUGGCCUAUGCCGGCACAGCACAACAAUUCAAACACUAGUUGAAAUGGCCAUGAAGCUGCUGUCACAGAAGUAA